UGGGUCGUGCGCCGGGUUAGGUGCUUGCUGCAUUUUCCGAGGUUCAGGCUUUGGCGAUUGUGGACUCCUACUCUGGCAGCAUGGCUGAGAAACGGCGCAACGAGGACGCCCAAGCUCGGCGACUUCCCGACUCCUUCAAGGAUAGCCCCAGUACAGGCCUUGGACCUUGUGGAUGGAUUUUGGUGGCUGCCUCAUUCCUGUUCACACUUAUAACUUUCCCAAUAUCAAUAUGGAUGUGCAUAAAGAUUAUAAAAGAGUAUGAAAGAGCCAUCAUCUUUAGACUGGGUCGUAUUUUACAAGGAGGAGCCAAAGGACCUGGUCUGUUUUUCAUUCUGCCCUGCACUGACAGCUUCAUCAAAGUGGACAUGAGAACCAUUUCCUUUGAUAUUCCUCCUCAGGAGAUCCUCACUAAGGAUUCGGUGACCAUCAGCGUGGACGGGGUGGUCUAUUACCGCGUUCAGAAUGCAACCCUGGCUGUGGCAAAUAUCACCAAUGCGGACUCAGCCACCCGUCUGUUGGCACAAACUACUCUCAGGAAUGUUCUGGGCACCAAGAACCUUUCUCAGAUCCUCUCUGACAGAGAAGAAAUUGCACACAACAUGCAGUGUACUCUGGACGAUGCCACUGACGACUGGGGAAUAAAGGUGGAGCGUGUGGAAAUUAAGGAUGUGAAGCUGCCCGUGCAGCUCCAGAGAGCUAUGGCUGCUGAGGCAGAAGCAUCCCGGGAGGCCCGGGCCAAGGUUAUUGCAGCUGAGGGAGAAAUGAAUGCAUCCAGAGCUCUGAAGGAAGCUUCCAUGGUUAUCACCGAGUCUCCUGCGGCCCUUCAGCUCCGGUACCUUCAGACACUGACCACUAUUGCUGCUGAGAAAAACUCAACAAUUGUCUUCCCUCUGCCCAUAGAUAUGUUGCAAGGCAUCAUGGGUGCAAAACGCUGAGCCAUCUAGGUCAAUGCAGAGAUGAGCUCUGAACUUCCAAGGAUGAAGUAGGGGACCAAAUUAGCCUUCAGCUACAAGGAGUAGGGCAGGGAGCCUUAAUUAUCCUCCCUCUUUCCUUUUCUGUAUGUCAAGAAUGGGGUUCUUAGAAUGUAUAGUGGUCAUAAAAACAGAUGAAAGAAUUGAUAGCGUGUAAAUACUGAGAGAGAUUGGUGAUUUAUACCAUAAUCUACUCUAAAAUAUUUAAGAGUUUGUAUGUGUCAGUAAGUCUGUCGUAGGUUAAGUCCUUCUUUCCACUUCUGUUGAGUGGUUCUGCACCGUCUCAGCAGCCAGGCCAGAGGUGAGAAUGUAGUUCAGAACUGCCCCCUGCCACUCCUGGCGGACACAUGAUUUGCAGAAAGUGACAUCCUCAUGCUACAACCAGCCCCUCUGGGCCAUAUGUGCCUUACCUCCAGGGAAUCUUUUGAGGACAUUUUCCGUAAUGUCUGUUUACUUUCUGAACCCAAACCAUAUUUCAAAGUGAUGCUCAUUGGAUAGUAGGUAUUUUCUUGCCUACAACUGUCAAAGCUUGAAGGAGGUGGUCAGGAUUAAGGAAGACAAUUACCCCAACCCAUCAGGGACUUUUAAAUUCACUAUUGGGCAGCCCCUUUGAAAAUAGUAGGUACAUUUUUAUCUUCUUUGAGCCGCCUUCAUAAGUAAAUGAUUCCUCUUUCAAACCAGCGAAAUAGUGAUCAUAAAAACAAUAUGAUCAUAAAAACAAAAGUGCUUUUCCUCACUUUUGCCUAUUUUCAUAUAUCAUGUUUUGAAUAGUUUUGAUUUUUUAAUAAAAGUUUUCUCUAAGUUCUAGGAACAAUUGUUAUAUACACAUUUGAAACACUAAGGACUAAGAGACUUUUUAAAAAAUAUCUUCAGAAAACUAUUAUAUUUUACUGUAUGCAUGCUGUUAACUGGGGUACACUGUGAAAUAUCCUAAUUACCAAUCCCAUUCAUUUUGCCCUGUAAGGAAUUCGCCAUAUAUUGUAAUAUCCAAUGAUCUGGGGCAGACCCUGUCGAGCUUUGGAUAUCCAGAUAGAUGUGAGACUUUCGUUUGCCUGGUUGUACUUUUCUUUACCACAUGUGUCAGUGCUGAAAGAGGAAGGGCUCAGCCCCUUUGGACCACAAUGUCUUAGUCUGUAACAUCUGGAAGCGCCUCCAUUUUGCAAGUGCCUGUGAAUUUGAGCAACCUGGCCUGAAAGCUGGCUGGUGACAGUUGCAACACUUCCUCUCUGAGGCUUUAAACUCACCUCCAGAAGUCUUAAAAUAACAGCUUCCUUUCCCAGCUCCACUCUUCAUUCCUGCCCCUAGCAAAAAGUACUCUGUCAAUCCCUGCCUGAUGUCACUUCCCCUACACCCCAUUUCCAAGCUUAUUUUAGAAAGCCUUGAACCCAACUGUCCAGGUUCCUAGCUGAGUUGGUAGGCAGCAUUGCAGCUCAGGACUCCAGUUGCAUUUGUAUUUUGAAUUUUAAGUGAUGACAUUGUCAGUUUUGUGAAGGGGCUCACCCUUGGUCACUGAGGACCAGGAAACCCCAGAUCCCGAUGAGAAUCUCUUCUCAGAUAGAGUAACGGUGCUCUUGGUUCCAUGAGUUUCCCUUUCUGCAGAUACCAAACGACCUUCGCUUUUCUGCCUUGUCACUUCCUAGCCCACUAGACUGCAUGGUGCGGGUGGGGAGCAUAUUAAUAGCUCUAGGAUGACAGCGCCGGAGCAAGGGUUCUUUCCACGCUGCCUCCCCUCCCAGCAAUGUACAUAAUAAAGUGUGCAAUCAAACUCA
Sciurus carolinensis (gray squirrel) is the source of this 2740-nucleotide messenger RNA. RefSeq names its product stomatin (gene Stom). The record is from RefSeq and is a predicted model, not a curated record. Bases 81 to 935 code for a protein of 284 amino acids. The transcript has 7 exons. NCBI's taxonomy places the organism in Eukaryota, Metazoa, Chordata, Mammalia, Rodentia, Sciuridae. Gene Ontology annotation, cellular component: plasma membrane.